This is a messenger RNA of Dictyostelium discoideum AX4, 402 nucleotides long. It is a transcript of the gene rpl32, whose product is annotated as S60 ribosomal protein L32. The coding region runs from base 1 to 402 and encodes 133 amino acids. Gene Ontology annotation, biological process: translation. Gene Ontology annotation, molecular function: structural constituent of ribosome. The transcript has a single exon. Lineage: Eukaryota; Evosea; Eumycetozoa; Dictyosteliales; Dictyosteliaceae. The record is from RefSeq and is a predicted model, not a curated record. Gene Ontology annotation, cellular component: ribosome.
AUGCCAUCACCAAUCAACAGAACCAAAAUCGUCAAAAAGAAGACCACCAAAUUCAACAGAUUCCAAUCUGAUCUCUUCAAAAGAGUUGGUGCUUCAUGGAGAAAACCAAGAGGUAUUGAUAACAGAGUCAGAAGAAGAUUCUCUGGUUCCCGUGCUAUGCCAAGCAUUGGUUUCGGUUCUGCCAAAGCCACCAAAGAUGUCUGCCCAGAUGGUUUCAAACGUUUCGUUAUCAGAAAUGUUCAAGAAUUAGAAGUUCUCUUAAUGCAAAACCGUAGAUACGCUGCCGUCAUCUUCCACGGUGUCUCUGCUAAAUCCAGAAAAGCUAUUGUUGAAAGAGCUGCUGAACUCAACAUUAAAGUAACUACUCCAAACGCCAGAUUAAGAUCAGAAGAAAGAGAAUAA